UGUGUGAGCGGAAGUGUUGUUUUCCGGUGUUGCGUGUUGCCUCGUAGCCGCUGCCACCGUGUACCAAGCUGACAGCAGCCGGGAUGACACCAUGGAGAACACACACACACCGUUACGCACACCGCUGCUCUAUAAAUGCACACACACUCACACACCGACCCAGACACAGGCGGAGAGGCUCGACGAGCGGUUUGAAAGUUUCAGCCUGAAACAUCCGAAACAUCUGAAACAUGGGCGUCAUCGUCUCGCACAUCUUCUCCAGGUUCACCUCCAAGAGACCCGUCAGGAUUUUAAUGGUGGGUCUGGAUGCAGCAGGUAAAACCACUCUGCUGUACAGACUGAAGUUGGCCGAGGUCGUCACCACCAUCCCAACUAUCGGUUUUAAUGUGGAGACUGUGGAAUUUAAGAACAUCAGUUUCACAGUUUGGGAUGUUGGUGGUCAGACUAUCAUCAGACCUCUGUGGAGACAUUACUACACUAACACACAGGGUCUGAUAUUUGUGGUCGACAGCAACGAUCCUGAGAGAAUUAAAGAAGCUGCUGACGAGCUGCACAGGAUGCUGGAGGAGGAGGACCUGAGGGGCGUGGCCUUACUUGUAUUUGCUAACAAACAGGAUUUGCCCAGAGCCAUGUCUGUCAGUGACAUCACAGAGGCCCUGAGCCUAUCAGGAGUCUCACAGCCGUGGUUUGUCCAGGCGUCCUGUGCGGUCAGUGGCACCGGUCUGGUCGAGGGUCUGGACUGGCUCUCCAACCAGAUCCUCAAACAGUAGACGCUGAUCGGGCAGUCUGAUCUGAGCUGGGGAAACAUGAACGUCGCUCUGUUACACACAUCUGAUCCAGGUGACAUUUCACUGCUGCGUUCACAGCACUCGGAAAAUUCCACGUUCCCACUUUGUCUGGAAGAUGCACAUUUACAGCUUGUGCCGCGUUCAUGUCAUUUUGGAAGAAUCAGAAAGAUCAGGUUGAAUUUUAAUACCUCAGACUGCUGUUAACAAACGUCGUAAAAAGUGGCAAACACCUGCGCCUUAGCAUUCCCGCGCUGCUUACUUUGCAGUGGCUCAACAAAGCCUUAAAAUAAUGUGUUUUUAUUGUUUCUGAUAAUCACAGUAAAAGCAGUAUGGCGAGAUCAUAUCUUUGGAGCCGAUGUCUCCAUGUCACCAGGAAGGAAAAGCGUAGAGAAGAGUUGAUUAAUAAAUGAGACGAUCAUCACAAUAAUUCAUUGAUUGUGUUUUAUAAAAUGACACAGCAGCACUGAAAGAGCAAACAAAAAUCAAAUUAUGUUGUUGAACAAGCAUGUGAUGAUCCCCACGCUGGGAAACAAAGUUAACUGCAACUUGUUUUCUUCAGAUUUUCAUCUCUUUGAAAAUUAUUACACCACAGUCGUUAGUGUUCCGUUUACCUGCUAUCUGUUAUUUUAGACUUUACAAGUCAAAUACGACUUUAUGGCCAAAGUCUUGCUGGGUUCGCUGGCAAAUUUAAAAGCGUGAAUUUAUUUUUGUGUGUGUGUGUGUGUUCUAAUUGGUUAAUCAGUUUAGGUAUUUCUGUAAUGUUAUGGCCUGCUCUAUUUUUCUGUUUUGUGUUUAUGGGAACUUGUAUAUUUAUAUAAUAAAUUCAUUUUGUUUAUAUUUAUUUUACAAUUAAAAUGUUCGUUCUGGUGGCCAGUUUGUGUGUACAUUUUAGUUUAAAUGCGACCCGCACAGACUGUUAAAAAUCUCUUCAAAAGAAUUGCAUUGGAAAAAUGAAAUCAACAGCUAAAAUGAAUGGGCAGCCAGAAAAUACAUACAUGCAAACUGGCUACUUGAAAUGGCUUAAAGUAAUGGAUAAUUGUUAAAAAUCAUUUGGCCUAUUCUACCUAAAAUUAUCAAUCAUCAUCUUGUUAUCUAAGUGGAAACUGAUAAAUUGAUAACUAAAACAAGCAGGUGAAACAGGCCUGACUGUAACCAACGAAUUGUAAAACAGUUAAAUGGACGACGACAAAGUGUCACGUAAGAAGCUACAACGAAUCAAACUUGUAAUUUAUAUCGAUUUCAAAACUGUCCAAGUCGCAAUUUUUGUCAUUUUCAAAAAACGUACAAGCGACACGCUACAACAGCACUGCAUUGUGAAGUGAACUUGACUACAUUUAGAACUGAGAUCCCUUCAUGUGUGUAAAUAUUUGUACAAAAUUCUGCUGUAUGAAAUGAAAUCUGAAAUCUGUUAUUUUCUGUAACUUUUGUUUGCUUCUUUGUAUUGCACAACAAUUUCCUGCGGGAUCAAUAAAGUUCUUAUCUUA
Scatophagus argus is the source of this 2272-nucleotide messenger RNA. RefSeq names its product ADP-ribosylation factor 4-like. The record is from RefSeq and is a predicted model, not a curated record. Gene Ontology annotation, molecular function: GTPase activity; GTP binding. The transcript has 6 exons. Gene Ontology annotation, cellular component: cytoplasm; plasma membrane. Bases 231 to 770 code for a protein of 179 amino acids. Gene Ontology annotation, biological process: intracellular protein transport; vesicle-mediated transport. NCBI's taxonomy places the organism in Eukaryota, Metazoa, Chordata, Actinopteri, Scatophagidae.